CUGGUCACCGAAAGAGAUGUGGUGGACACAAUAGCAGAUGGUAUUCGCGUGUUAAAAGUGGGAGAAAAUUGCUAUCCAAUUUUGAAAAGGACGAGCUCGGACAAAAUCAUUACAGUAAACGACCAAGAAAUUCGCGAAGCGCUCAAACUUAUCUGGACUAGAACAAAGCAAAGGGUAGAACCGUCAGCAGCGGUACCCCUUGCAGGACUUCUUAAAGCCAGCCCGGCUAAGCUGGGACUCAAGAAGGUGGUGUUGAUCUUGUGCGGAGGCAAUUUAAAAAUACCUACUAGGAUUUUUGCAACCGCUAUGCUGAUCGAUACCCAGACAACCAUGGGACAAGGUACCCGGAGAUGUUGUGGAGCACUAACUCCUUGCCAAUGGCUUUUGUCCCUUCCCAUCACUCCUAGGAUGUGCAGUGCCCUAAGCAAUCCAGCAACUCAAGGUUUGUUUUAUUUGAAGAUUAUGAUAUCACAUAAGCAGCCUUAGCG
This is a messenger RNA of Strongylus vulgaris, 488 nucleotides long. The record is from the annotation of a GenBank genome assembly. NCBI's taxonomy places the organism in Eukaryota, Metazoa, Nematoda, Chromadorea, Rhabditida, Strongylidae.